AUGCAAACAUUACUUCCAUCCGGUGCUUACAGUCAUAAAAUGGACGUGUUCAAUCCUCGCCGGCAGAAGGAGAAGGUGGUGAUCGUAAUGGGAGCAACCGGGACGGGGAAAUCGAGGCUCUCGAUCGACCUGGCCACCCAUCUCGCCGCAGAAAUCAUAAACUCUGACAAAAUGCAAGUCUACAAGGGGCUUGACAUAGCCACCAACAAAAUAACCGAAGAAGAACAACGUGGGGUACCGCACCAUUUGCUAGGGAUACAUGAUCCUAAUGCAGAUUUUACAGCAGCAGAUUUUUGUGACGAAACCUCACUUACCAUUGAAUCCAUUUUAGGCCGCGAUCGCCUUCCAAUCAUCGUUGGAGGCUCCAAUUCGUACAUUGAGGCCUUAAUUGAUGACUAUGACUAUAAAUUUCGGUCCAAAUACGAAUGCUGUUUUUUAUGGGUAAACGUGUCCACGCCGGUUCUGCACUCAUUUGUGUCAAAACGGGUGGACAAGAUGGUCGAAAAUGGGAUGGUGGAUGAGGUGAAGGAGUUCUUCCAUCCCAAUGCGGAUUACUCGAAAGGGAUUCGAAGGGCAAUUGGGGUGCCCGAAUUCGAUAAGUACUUUCGGUAUGGGCCAUUUUUGGAUGAAGAAACUAAAGCUAGGCUACUAGAACAAGCAGUGGAGGAAAUUAAGAAGAAUAAUUGCAAAUUGGCCUCCCGCCAACUGGAGAAGAUUCAAAGACUUAGAAAUGUUAAAGGGUGGAAUUUGCAUCCUUUGGAUGCCACGGAGGUGUUUCGAAAGCGCGGCAAGGAAUCCGAUGAAGCCUGGGAAAAGUUUGUUUAUGAGCCAAGUGCUCAGAUUGUUCGUCAGUUUCUGUACAAUUAUGCCAAAGUUGAGGUCCCUGUCAAUCUUGGUGCCAUGAGGGUCCCUAUGGAAAGUGCAGCACUCGCUGCUGCAACUCACUAG
Prunus armeniaca (apricot) is the source of this 948-nucleotide messenger RNA. NCBI's taxonomy places the organism in Eukaryota, Viridiplantae, Streptophyta, Magnoliopsida, Rosales, Rosaceae. The record is from the annotation of a GenBank genome assembly.